AUGAAUAAUUAAUUUUAGUAUUUUUAUAAGUAUUAAAAAAAAUAUCUGUAAAUAAUAUUUGAUUACUUAUUUAUAAAAACAAUUAGAAUUUUCACUUAACUUCUAAAUUUAUUUUUCGAAUUUAUUUAAACUUAUAAACUAGCUUAUUUUAAGAUUUAUUCACAGCUAAAAAUGAUGUCAUAGUCUAUUUAAAGCUUAAUGAAAUGUAUGAAAAUGUAUAAACCUCAUUUAAUGUUAAAGUAAAUCUAAAAUUUUAGUGCUUUAAAUGAAAAAGAAUUUCAAACAAUAUACAAAUAAGAAUCAAACGAUGUGAGAUCUUAUAGUUUGAUAGGUGCUUCUUUUCUAAGCACUCUUUUGACUGAUUAGUUUGUUGUACCUAUGGCUUUAAGCGGAAUAGGAUUCACUACAUUACUUACUUCUAGUUUCUUUGUAAAUGAAAUAUAAUUCAAUUAGUAAGAUUAACAAAUGAUAUUAAAGCAAAAUAGAAGAAUGUUGGUUUUUAGACCUAAUAAGCAAACUAUAAAAUUAAACUAGCUAAAUGUAAUGUAUCUUGGUAGUAGCUUUGCAAUAAUUAAUAUAAAUAAUGAUGAUGCAAUGAAAACAUAUUUGCUUCCUCUUUCUAAAGAAGAUAAUAAAUAUCUUAUUCAACUCUUGUAAUAAAGAAAAAAUCUUUGA
Tetrahymena thermophila SB210 is the source of this 675-nucleotide messenger RNA. Its product is annotated as transmembrane protein, putative. The transcript is spliced from 2 exons. The record is from RefSeq and is a predicted model, not a curated record. Lineage: Eukaryota; Ciliophora; Oligohymenophorea; Hymenostomatida; Tetrahymenidae.